AUCACCCUGUAUGUAGAAAAUCGAUGAAAUUUACCUGAGCAGGUAAGUGUUCAAAAGACAGCUUGAAAUUUAAGACAUCGGAUAUCAGCUACCAAACAUCCUGAAUUCCGUUUUCUUUCCUAGUGAAAUGUCAAUUGAGAGCUACAGUGAAUAAUUACCUUAGUGUUGAGGACUUCGACGAGUACAUCAAUGGCCUGUCUCUGCGUGAAGGAGAGCUGCUGCUUGAACACAGCUAUGUUGCCGGGCACCGACUUCUUCAGAGCAGAACAGCAGAGCAGGCAGCUCUAUUCUAGUGAGCUCCACAUGAAGAUCUCAGCAUGCCCUAUGAUGAGCUGGACUCCCCUGCAGCCGAAAAAGAACAGCAGAACAGGCUGGACCUCAUCCACCCUCAAAUACAUGUGGAACUGGAACAACUGAACUGUGCAACAGACUCCAUCAACAAAUUGGAGUUAGAAUUAGAUGAUGCCAGGGCUCAGUUCAGAUCUCUUUUGAUUGAGUCCACACAAAAGAUUGAUGCUCUUGCAAAAAAGCUUGGAUCCUGUGUGGAUAAGUCCAGACCAUAUUAUGAGGCCAGGAUUAAGGCUAAAGAGGCGCUGCAGCGGACCCAGGACGCUGCCGUGUUGUACGAGCGCGCCACCUCGCACCACCAGGCGGCCAAAGAGCUGGUGGCGCUCGCGGAGGAGGGACUUACCAGCCAGGGACACGCGUUCGACCAGUCCUGGCAGGAGAUGCUCAACCACUCCACGGAGAAGGUGAACCGUGCCGAGUACGAUCGAACAGAGAGUGCCAAAAACCACGAGCUCUGCUCCCGGGAGUAUCAGCGCAUUGACGGCCGCGUCAAGCAGCUUCAGAAGGAGCUUAAACGGGAGAUUGCCCGCUCACGCAUGGGCGUGCGGCGCAGCCUGCUUUCCAUCAACACAGUUGUCAACGCGUUCAACCUGCAGAUGCUGCCGUACUUUGAGAUGAAGGCGCACUUCAACCAGCUGAUGGAGAUGCAGAAGCGUCAGGUCAGCGAGCUGGAGUCAGAGGUGCAGGCGUCCAAGCUGACCUACUCGCAGACGCUGCGGAGACUGGAGGAGAUCAGCAACCAGAUUCACCAGGCUCGCGGCACGGAGGAGGCUGCCGCGGCUCUCCGCGCGGCCACCGGGGCUGCAGACGGCGCCCGCAGUCCCCCGGCUCUGGAGAACGGGGCGAUCGGGCGACUGGGGCCGGCCGGCCGGUCCGGCAUGUCCACCUCCUCCACCCUGCCGUCUCUGCUUGGGGAGGACCCCCUCGGUCUGGAUGACGAGUUCUACCCGCCUCCGUACCGUCUCAGCGGCUCCCGGUCACACCUUCAGCUGUACCGUAACGGCGACUCGGGACGGGAGCAGCGGCUGUCGGUGCCCCGGGAUGACGACCGGUCAGACACUGAGAGCCUGGCCAGUGUGUCCACGGUAUCCAGCGUGGAUCCACUUAGUGACCAGCAGAUCGGAUACAUCGCCCUCGACGACGAACUGCAAGAAGUAGCCGCCGGCGCCACCUGCGUGGUCAACCACAACUUCUCACUCUCGCCACUAGAUGGCCCUGGCCACGACAAUAUCGACCAGGCCGUGGCGCGGCUUUCGGCCGCGAGUUUAGGCGAGACUGAUAGAACAGCCGAGGGGAGACCGGUAGGUGCGAUGGUUAAUGGGGAAGGAGAGCUUCGGGGAGGGACGUCGGCGGUGGGGGCGAGUGGGGGUCAACAUGGCCCCCACCUCACCAAUGGGAGCCUGGAUGUGUCAGACGGGGCAGCGGCGGCGGAGGGAGCCGAGCUCCGAACACCCGUGGCGGAGACGCCGCCGGCCGCCCCCGGCCUGCAAUAGGCGCAUCUGGUCAUGAUAGUAAUUGCUUCGGUGGGCUAGUCUCAAUGUGUUUGUGAUGUGAAAUACGGAUGGUUUGACGCAGGCUAGUCUCAAAGGUGUGGUGUUUAUUGGUUGGACGGGUAUUGGGAGCUUGGAAAGAUGCAGCUUUGCUCGGAUAUGUGUAUGGUUUUAUGGGUUUGUUGCACCUGGUCACGAUAUUUUUGGUUGUGAUGUUAACGCAUGCAAUGAAAGGGCCAAAUCGUUUGUGCAUAUUUUCUGUCAUCCUGGUGUUCAAGUUGACAGCCAUGACACGCAAUACGUUACGCGGGCCAGUACAGCCCGUGGUGCUGUUUUUAUUCUCCCGUAGUGUGCGCUUGUGUCUGGGGAGCUGUAGGUUGGCAGAUAGCCAGUCUGGCCCGCAAUAGUUAUUGGUGGCUGACUGGUAAUCCAUGACCCCGGUCGAACUUCCAAAUGUGUGAAGGUGCGCGAUGCUGCGUACCGGCGUUUUGUGAUGAUCCUCUGUUGGGAUAGCGUAGUCUCUCCGGCGGGGUGUCUCGGCGUAGAGUCUCACCUGUCGUGAGAUUCGUGUCACAGUGACUCGCAGUCCCUCCAUGUUUAGAGAUGUGAGGUAUCCCAAGGUAUCGUGAUGAUGCAGUCUCCGGAUGUGUAGAAAUGACGGCUUUAGGAUGCUGAGCGAUAAUGCUGACUAGUCCCUGGCUAUGCAGGCAAGCUUUGCGGUGCGGUUCGGCAGCUUUGUGAUUUUCAGUCUUGACAUGAAAUGAUCUAUCGUUUUCCACGACGACAAAGGUAUUUCAGGGCUAGUUACGUCGCAUAAUUUGAUUCCCGCAGUGCUUGACAGCUUAUUGGAAAGAACUACUUAGCGUGAUCGUGAACAGUUUCCCGGUGUCAGUCACGCCAAAUGUACAGCUACCGGCUGCAGCUCUCAUGUGCUCUAGGACGCUACAUCGUUAUGACAGUCAAUCCAAUAGUUUGAAGGAUUUUUGACUGAUGUCACAGAUGCAUAAUGCAUAGCGCACUCCAGUUACAGACGGUGAAAUAUGCAGUAUAUUCUGUGUAAUCAGAAGCCAAAGAACAUCUUUCGAUAUGUUACGUUGAAUCUGAAAUAAAUAGUACCCGAUAUGUG
Molecule: messenger RNA, 2964 nt
Organism: Amphibalanus amphitrite
Lineage: Eukaryota; Metazoa; Arthropoda; Thecostraca; Balanomorpha; Balanidae
Product: SH3 domain-binding protein 5-like
Exons: 12
Coding region: 318-1841 (507 amino acids)
Biological process (GO): negative regulation of protein tyrosine kinase activity; intracellular signal transduction
Cellular component (GO): cytoplasm
Molecular function (GO): protein kinase inhibitor activity
Source: RefSeq, a predicted model, not a curated record